This is a messenger RNA of Exophiala mesophila, 1196 nucleotides long. RefSeq lists its product as uncharacterized. The transcript is spliced from 2 exons. Gene Ontology annotation, cellular component: kinetochore; Mis6-Sim4 complex. NCBI's taxonomy places the organism in Eukaryota, Fungi, Ascomycota, Eurotiomycetes, Chaetothyriales, Herpotrichiellaceae. The record is from RefSeq and is a predicted model, not a curated record. Bases 82 to 1119 code for a protein of 345 amino acids.
UGGCAUUCUACAAGAUGACUCUCCUAUUGUCCUCACAAUCAUAGCACACUGAAAACAAGCAAAUAUCUCGUGGCUGUCAGCAUGGCUCUUGUCGCCUCUCCACCGCCCCCACCUUCGAACCCGUCGAGUGACUCUAACGAUGACUUUUAUGAUGAUGAGAUCCAGAAAUUGAAGGACUUGAAAAACCGCUUAAUUGAGCGCCGCCGCUUCCUCGCAGAAUCAAUACUAUCAUCCUCGGAUGUUCAUGCUCAAAUCGAGAGGCUCAGUGCUAGGCCCGAACCUCGAGGAAGCCAUGACGACAAGCUCUCAGUACUUCUCAAAUCUGCAUUGUACCACUCUAAAUCUGACUCACACCGUCUGGCUUUCGGCGUUACUGCUUUCCGCUUCAACGAUCCGAGUCCAGAAUGCCAACAUCUGAAUCCACUCCUUGGGGUCAGACUCGAUAUUCGCAACGGUCGUGGAUUGGUCGAGAAGCCCUACUAUAUGUUCUGUCGGCGCGUGUCUCCUUCAAGUGACGAAAUACGCAUUCAUCGACAUACUAUCCCGGCGUAUGUGCCGUUGGAUGGAUAUGAACAAACCUUCCUUCCCUUGACCGACGAAGGCUAUGGAGGUUCCGAACACUCUCACGGUAGCGCCCAGCCUCAAAACCUCGAGGGCCUGAUUCAAUGUGUCCGGAGAGAUCUCGUGUCGUAUACUCUCAGGCGAGAUGCAUUGGACCAGCUACGCAAAGAACUCGGGCUUGCAGAAGGCCGGUCCCGGCCAAAGAAUUUCGAUGCUGCAGACUUAUCCGAAGAUGGUAUCGACAACGACGACGACGCUGCGAGUGAAAAGUACGGGAUCGAAGAGAUCAACGCGGAAAAUGCCGAUUAUAUGACUUUACGCAUCGUUUGGUCUGACGGCCGAUUGGGCUUGAUCAAAGUAUCCGUCGAUGGCAAGAUCCUGCGAGCGAUUGUCCUUGGGUCCGACGAUAAGCGCAUUUUGGGACAAGAACGAGUUCUUGGGGAGGGAGAGCCGCCGGUCUAUGAAUUACUUUCGAGACUGCAAAGGCUCCACGAAUCCGUGGAUUCUACCGCGGCGCGGGGUCAGAGCACAGCACCCAGCGAUGCCAGUGAGCCGUGAUCGACCAGUCCUGCGUGUGCUCUUACUCUGCCCACGCCGCCUGGUUCUGCGCUGCGUGGAUCAGGUUCGACUUGUGG